This is a messenger RNA of Lactuca sativa (garden lettuce), 800 nucleotides long. Lineage: Eukaryota; Viridiplantae; Streptophyta; Magnoliopsida; Asterales; Asteraceae. The record is from RefSeq and is a predicted model, not a curated record.
UCCCGCUAAUUAUACAUGUAUGCAUCCAAACUUUGCCUCAAAUUCUGCUCUACUUUUUGUCCAAGCUUUCUAACAUAAAGAUGGCGCCGAUUUCUUCUGCCAUGUGAAACAAAUCGACUUCUGCCACCUUUCUUGUCACUGUUCGUUCUACAUCUUCUUAAGCAAAUUCAUGAAUCAAAUUAAUUAAAGCCACGAUCUGUAGAAGCGAAGUGAAAAUGAACUCGGAAAGCAAAAGAAAGUUUCAUCAGUAUGUUGAGGUGGAGGAAGUAGGGCAACUUAAGAAACGAGUAGCACAUCUGGAAGAAGAGACACACGUGAUGAUGCAAGAAAUGUCCCGAAACACAGCAGAAAGGAAGUUAUUGUUGAAGGACAUAUAUCGACAACUGAAACUCAUGCAGUUCUCUUGUCACCAAAAAAACCAAAACAUGGAGUACAAGUUUUGUAAGCAACAGGAAGGAGGGAGGGCAGAUGGAUUGUCUCAAGUUUUAUAUGAAGAUUUGAAUCCAACGGUGGUGAUUAGAGGUGGUUCGACAAUACAUUCAAUGCCGGCUCCAAGUGAGCAUGCAAAAAGUACAAUGUCAAACAUCUUAUGCAUAGAGUAUAAUAACUGAAAGAGCAAUAGAUGAGAACAUUUUAUCACUUGUGUAAUGUUUGAUAGGGUAGAAUCUAGGAAAGAAAGGAAAGGAUUGGUUCGUUACAUUAUAAUAUUGAAAAACAAUAUGUUUGGUUGUCUUAUGUUAUUUCUUCCAUUUUGUCAAGGGAUGUGUUUCUGGCUAUACUAUUCUUUAUCAACAUCUUUC